CUAGCUAUAAUAGUAGAAUAAUGAUCACAUCUUUUGUCACAAAAAAGUUGUGCUAAUGCACAUACAUUUAUCAAAACUAAUCCCACUCAACUUUCUCUUUAUCUUUCUCUAAUAUCUCCUUCACUUUCCUAUCUUCUUCUUUGUUUCCACAGAAUCAAGCAUGAUCAACACCAUCAGAUGCUGCAUCUCCUGCAUCCUCCCCUGCGGCGCAUUCGACGUGAUUCGCAUAGUUCACACUAAUGGCUACGUUGAAGAGUUGAGUGGCACGGUCUUUGCAGACCAGAUCAUGAAACUGCAUCCUAAGCAUGUCUUGAAAAAACCAUCUUCCUCGUCUCCUUAUGAUGGUAGCAGCAAUAUUUACCCUCAAGUUGUUAUAAUUCCUCCUGAGGCGCAGCUUCAGCGCGGUAAGAUUUAUUUUCUCAUGCCUGUUGCUUCGACAUCGGUGAAAAAUAAUCGUCGCGGUUCAGCGAGAAAAAAGAUGAAAAAAGAGGCGGAGAAGGUGGAGGUGAAUGAUCAUUAUUUGGCGGAGAUAUUGUCUGAGAAAGUGGUGGCGACGCAGAAUGAUCGGAGAAGAGGGCGAGGUGGAGUUUGGAGACCACAUUUGGAGAGCAUUUCGGAGACUCCGAUAUUGUAUGAAUCUUGAUAUGCUGCUAUGUGGAACUCUUGCCUUUUUUUAUAAGUUUUUUUCUUCCGUUGAUUAGGGUUCUUCAUGAUAUAUAGUUAGAUAUUUCAUUUUUGUUGUUCUUGUAUAUAUUCAGAUUUUGUAAAAUUGUUAAGAAAAGUAUUGUUGAACAGACUA
Molecule: messenger RNA, 799 nt
Organism: Daucus carota subsp. sativus
Lineage: Eukaryota; Viridiplantae; Streptophyta; Magnoliopsida; Apiales; Apiaceae
Exons: 1
Coding region: 161-643 (160 amino acids)
Source: RefSeq, a predicted model, not a curated record